AUGAACAAAGCUCGCGCCAUGCUGGACGCUUUGAUGGGCCCUGGCCGUGACCAGAUCGAAAAGGAGGGCAAAGGGGUCAAAGAAAAGUUCAAAGAUGACAGUGUGUGCAAGUCCUUUCUUGUUGGACUAUGCCCACUUGAUGCGUCCAUUCUGGGUGGGAAGCGCAAAUUCAAGGUGUGUGAGAAGAUCCAUUCUGAGUUGAUGAAGGACCAGCUUGCAAAACAUCCCGAUGCAGAGCAACUCAAGCGCGAGUACGAGAAGACACAAAUGCGAGAUUUGGACUUUGUCAUCCGGGAAUGUGAAGCACAUAUUGCUUCGGAGAAAAAUCGGAUACGGGAGGAUGUCCGACGAAAGAAGCCGCCCCUCCCGAUCCAAGUGAAUGACAAGCUGGCACAGAUGAAGCGAGAAAGCUCUGCACUGAUUCAACGUGCGGAAGCUUUAGAUGAUGACAAAGUCCGGGAGAAGGAAGAGUUGAUCCAGCAGGCAAAUGAUGUCUUGAAAGAACGCGAAUCGGUGUUAGAGGAAGAGACCAAGAAGGCCAUUGCCGCGUUGCCUCCACAGGAAGUAUGCGAG
This is a messenger RNA of Symbiodinium necroappetens, 573 nucleotides long. NCBI's taxonomy places the organism in Eukaryota, Dinophyceae, Suessiales, Symbiodiniaceae. The record is from the annotation of a GenBank genome assembly.